Molecule: messenger RNA, 369 nt
Organism: Cryptomeria japonica (Japanese cedar)
Lineage: Eukaryota; Viridiplantae; Streptophyta; Pinopsida; Cupressales; Cupressaceae
Exons: 1
Coding region: 1-369 (122 amino acids)
Source: RefSeq, a predicted model, not a curated record
AUGGAGGUACAGUCACUUUAUGCAAAAGCCUCUAAGUGUGAAUUUAGGUUGACAAAGAUCUUGUAUCUGGGACAUAUCAUUGGCACUAAUGGUGUGAAAGUGCAUCAAGAGAAGAUUCAAGCAAUCUUAGACUGGCCACCACCUAAAAAAAUAUAUGAGUUGAGAGGUUUCUUGGGGAUAUGUUCAUAUUACAAAAGGUUUGUGUGUAGGUUUUCACAGUUAGCUUCUCCACUGAUUGACUUGACUAAGAAGGGUGCGUUCUCAUGGUCAGAAAGUGCACAGUUAGCUUUUGACAAGCUUAAGGAUGUUAUGAGUUUGUGUCCAGUGUUGGCAUUACUGGAUUUCAUGCAGCCAUUUGUUUUGGAGUGA